AUUGCGCCAACUUUCCUAUUCAAUAGAACAUGGUAACUUUUGUAUUUAGCAUGCGGUGGUUGUGGUCGAGGGUUCGAAACGUGAAUGGUUCGUUCCAAUAUUGUCUAUCGUAGAUAAGGUGGAUCUUCUCCACUUAAAUGCACUAGUCAUGGUUAAAGCCAGCGGAAUGUUCAAAAAUGUGCCAACAGCAAUUGUUGGCGUCCUACCCGACACAACGGAUUCGAGCGCUCUCGGGCAUAAGCUCGACAAACCGCCUAAGGAGACUUUUGAGGCAUAUUUGGAACGAAAGCAUGAAUAA
This is a messenger RNA of Strongylus vulgaris, 298 nucleotides long. The record is from the annotation of a GenBank genome assembly. NCBI's taxonomy places the organism in Eukaryota, Metazoa, Nematoda, Chromadorea, Rhabditida, Strongylidae.